Hansenula ciferrii is the source of this 741-nucleotide messenger RNA. RefSeq names its product Tim21p (gene TIM21). The record is from RefSeq and is a predicted model, not a curated record. Gene Ontology annotation, biological process: protein import into mitochondrial matrix. Lineage: Eukaryota; Fungi; Ascomycota; Saccharomycetes; Phaffomycetales; Wickerhamomycetaceae. Gene Ontology annotation, cellular component: TIM23 mitochondrial import inner membrane translocase complex. The transcript has a single exon. The coding region runs from base 1 to 741 and encodes 246 amino acids.
AUGUUCUCAAUUGUGACAAGAUCAGCUUGUAAGAAUGCUCAAAGAUCCAUUCUUCUGGUGAAAACUUCACCUAUAAAGAUUUUAUCAAUUUCUAAUCUCAAUUCAUCAAGAUCUAUUUUAACUAAUCGUCAAUAUUCAUCAACUACUGAUUCAUCCAAUUCAUCCAAUUCAAAUACAAAUCAAAAAACUAAAAAAGAUUCCAAACCAAAGAUCCCACUAUGGGCAAGAAUUAAAACAGCUUCAACUUUUGCCAUAGCUACAACUGUUGUAUUAGGUGCCACUGGUUUAGCAGGUUUAGUUAUUUAUUUAGUAGUUUCAGAAAUUGUUUUACCAUCAGGGGAUACUCAAGUUUUCAAUAAAGCUGUUGGAUUAAUUGAAAAAGAUGAAAAAUGUCAAGAAUUAUUGAAUUUAGAAAAAGGUUCAAGAUUAAAAGCUUAUGGUGAAAGUAGUGAUAAUAAAUGGACAAGAAAUAGACCAAUUUCUUCAACAAGACGUAUGGAUAAAUCUGGUAAAGAACAUUUAUUUAUGAGAUUUCAUGUUGAAAGUCCAACUAAACAUGGUUCUGUUCAAUUGGAAACUAUCCAAGCUGAUGUUUUACAUCCUGAAUAUUCUUAUAUUUAUUUAGAUGUUCCUGGUGAAAAAAGACAGUAUAUCAUAAAUCCUCCAAGACCAAAUUUAUUAGGUUCAAGGGAUCAAAAUACAGGAUUUUUGGGUGUUAAAUGGGGUCCAAAAUCAAGUUAA